Ylistrum balloti is the source of this 5441-nucleotide messenger RNA. Its product is annotated as DNA mismatch repair protein Msh6-like. Gene Ontology annotation, biological process: mismatch repair. The transcript is spliced from 35 exons. Gene Ontology annotation, molecular function: mismatched DNA binding; ATP binding; ATP-dependent DNA damage sensor activity. Gene Ontology annotation, cellular component: nucleus; MutSalpha complex. The record is from RefSeq and is a predicted model, not a curated record. Lineage: Eukaryota; Metazoa; Mollusca; Bivalvia; Pectinida; Pectinidae.
AUGGGUCCGAAACAGACUCCAGCCAAGAAAGCGAACACGCUGUUUUCUUAUUUUAACAAGAGCCCGUCUGUAAAGCAUUCUUCAACUCCCAAAACUGAUGACAAAGAUAUACUGUCUCCCAAGCGAUCGCCUAACCAGAAGGACUCGAGUGCAGGGUCGGCGACUCCGAGAAGUAAACAAACAGUUGAUGACUUUGCUGUUGGUGAUUUGAUAUGGGCCAAGCUCGAGGGCUAUCCUUGGUGGCCGUCUCUGGUGUGUACACAUCCAACUGAUCACAUCCAUUACAAACAAGGCAAGAAUCCCCAGGUCCAUGUCCAGUUCUUUGACGACCCAGUUUCCCGUGCCUGGAUCAAGGCUAAGUAUGUCAAACCUUUCAAAGGUUCAGAUGACAAAGAAUAUCAGAGAGGUGGCCAGUUCUUCUCCCACAACCCAAAGGUAAAACAAGGGGCAUGUGAAGCAGACAAAGCAAUCAAAUUGACCAGUGAUGAGCGACUAAAACUGGUUGUGGAUUUGCAGCCUUCAGAUGAUGAAGAGGAAGAAGAGAGUAUGGAUUUAGAUCCUGACAUAUUUGACAAUGAAAUGGACGAGGAGAAUGAUAACAGCAAGGAAAACGUCAGCACAACUGAGGAGGACAAAAAGCAGAACUCUUCAAAGUCUCCCAGAAAGACGCCAAAGAAAGAUUCAAAACGACGGUCCACACGGACACCCAAACCUAAACGAAGGCGGAUUGUUGAAAGUCGAGACAGUGAAGAAGAUUCUGAUGAUGAAUUCAAACUCAAGGAGGACUCUGAUGAGCCAAGCAGUAGCAGUGAGGAUGAAGGCAGCAGUGGUGUGGAUGAGGAUGAAAUCUCCGACAUAGAGACAGGCUCAGAACCAGAGUCUCCCGUCAAAGCUCCUCUAAAGAGAAAGCGGCCACAGCCAAAAUCCAAAGGUGUUGCCAAGCAGACCAAUAGCCCAGACACAACCACCCCAACCCUCACCAGCUUCUCCAGCAGUGUUAAAUCAUCAUCCACAUUUACCCCAACUGUUGGCGAUAAAACCAAGUCAAGGCUUGCUGUCUUUAAUGCAGCUGAUAGUCCAAGUACUUCAAAGGCCACCCUGACAGAACAGGAGGCAAAUUUCCCACAUCUCAAACUGGACUUCCUCCAACCUCACAAGAUCAGAGAUGCUAAAAUGCGUGAGAGGACUGACCCAGAAUAUGACCCCAAAACACUCCACAUUCCUGAGAGUUUCAAGAAAACUACGACACCUGCCAUGAGGCAAUGGUGGGAACUGAAAGCAAAAUAUUUUGACUCUAUUCUUUUCUUCAAGAUGGGGAAAUUUUACGAGCUUUUUCACAUGGAUGCUGUUGUAGGUGUGAAUGAACUAGGAAUCAUUUUCAUGAAGGGAGAACAGGCUCACUCGGGAUUUCCAGAAAUAGCUUAUAACAGAUACGCGGAGACACUUAUACAGAAAGGGUACAAGGUCGUCCGUAUUGAACAGACAGAGACUCCAGAAAUGAUGAAUGAACGCCUGAAAACCUCCUCAAAGCAACCGACAAAGUUUGACAAAGUUGUUAAGCGGGAAGUUUGUCGUGUAACAACGAAAGGCACACAGACGUUUAGCUUCAUGGAUGGUGACUCUAGUGGUGCUGAGAACAAUUUCCUCAUUGCCAUUGCAGAAAAGGAGGGUAGUGUGGAAGGUUGCAGCACCUUUGGAGUGUGUUUUGUUGAUACUUCUAUAGGGAAGUUUUAUCUUGGUCAGUUUCCUGAUGACCGAUACUGCUCCAGACUACGGACAUUGAUAGCUCAUUACACCCCUACACAGGUAUUAUUUGAAAAGAAUAAAAUGACAACAAAGACACAAUUAGUGCUAAAAAACAAUCUGACAUCUGUGUCAAAAGAAGGCUUAGCAUCUGGUUCAGAGUUCUGGGAAAGUUCCAAAACACUCAAACGCCUUGCUGAAGAGGAUUAUUUUAAAGUCAACGAUGAGUUUGUAUGGCCAGCUACGAUAAAGAAAAUGAUCAGUGAGACUGAUGCUUUAGGAAUGACUGCUGCAGACGAAUAUUCUCUAGCUGUACGAGCACUGGGGGCAGUCACAUGGUAUCUACAGUACAGUCUACUUGACCAAGAGCUCCUCUCUAUGAACAAUUUUGAAGAGUACUGUCCUUUGGAUGGUGUAGAAGUGAAAGAGAAGAAAAAGGAGAGCUUUGGUAGUCGUCAACACAUGGUGUUGGAUGGAGUGACCUUAGCUAACCUUGAUAUCACAGAAAACUCGUCCACUGGCACAUUGGAGGGUACGCUACUGGAGCAACUAGAUCACUGUAAUACCCCCUUUGGUCGACGUCUGUUCAGACAAUGGCUGUGUGCCCCACUUUGUAAUCCUGUCUCCAUUAACGAUCGACUGGAUGCUGUAGAGGAUCUCAUUGGCUGUCCAGAUUUAGUUGCUACAACUGCAGAAAUUAUAAAAAAGUUACCUGAUUUAGAGAGAUUAUUAAACAGAAUCCACAGUCUGGGAUCAGCAUCAAAAAGUAAAAACCACCCCGAUUCUCGUGCCAUCAUGUUUGACGAGGCCAAGUACAGUAAAAAAAAGAUUGAAGACUUCCUUUUGACAAUAGAUGGAUUCAGAACCAUAUCCAAAGUAGCCAAGAAGUUUCAAAGUCAUACAAAGGACUUCAGGUCCAAAUUAUUGACAAAGACCAUGACAGUAUCGAGUGAGGAAGGUGAUGGUUAUUUUCCGGAGCUUCAUGGUGACAUAGAGUUCUUCGAGCAUUCAUUUGACCACAAUAAGGCAAAGAAGGAAGGCGUCAUUGUACACAACAAAGGUGUAGAUGAGGACUAUGAUCAGGCCAUAUCUGACAUCCAGGCCACUGAGCGGUCACUAUUCAAUGUAAACACCUAGCAACUUCAUUACCUGACAAAUGGUUGUAAGACAAUGACGUUCUGGGGUACGGGGAAGAAUCGUUAUCAGAUGGAGGUUCCAGAGAGUGCAUUGAAGCGUGUACCAGAUGAUUAUGAACUGUUCUCAUCAAAGAAAGGAUGGAAGCGGUACAGGACACCAGAAAUUGAUGAAUAUUUGUCAGAACUCACGGAUGCCGAAGAAAGAAAAGAUGUAGCAUUAAAAGAUACACUGCGAAGGAUUUUCCAUAGUUUUGAUGAGAGGUACAAGGCCUGGGAGGUAGCUUUACAGUGUAUUUCUGUAUUGGACGUUCUGAUGUCACUGGCUUCCUACAGUCGCUGUGGUGAUGGAGUCAUGUGUCGCCCAGAAGUUGUCUCCCCUGAUGGUAACACUGAGCCAUUCCUGGAGAUCAGAGAUGGUCGUCAUCCAUGCAUUGCAAAGACAUUUACUGGCGGAGAAUUUAUUCCAAAUGACACGCUUAUUGGCAUGAAGGAUGAGAAUGAGAUGGAGACAGAUGAAGAUGACAAUGCAGACAGUAAGAUCAUCCUGGUAACAGGACCAAACAUGGGCGGUAAAUCCACAUUGAUGCGACAAGUGGGCCUCAUUACUGUUAUAGCUCAAAUGGGUUGCUAUGUACCUGCUGAGAAAUGUCGCAUGACACCAGUGGACCGUGUAUUUACAAGGCUAGGUGCUACAGACAGAAUUAUGGCCGGGGAAAGUACAUUUUUCGUGGAGCUGAGUGAGACAUCGGCUAUUUUACAGCAUGCUACGCGACACUCCUUAGUCCUAAUGGAUGAGUUAGGAAGAGGUACAGCAACAUACGACGGGACAGCUAUUGCAUGUUCCGUUGUUGAGGAACUCUCCAGGCGUGUUUGCUGUCGUACUCUUUUCUCUACACAUUAUCAUUCAUUGGUGGAAGAAUUCUCACAUGACCCGAACAUCAGACUAGGUCACAUGGCAUGUAUGGUGGAGAAUGAAGAUGAGACAGACCCUACACAGGAGACUAUCACUUUCCUCUACAAACUGUCACAAGGAGCCUGUCCCAAGAGUUACGGGUUCAAUGCUGCAAAACUAGCCAGUAUCCCUGAUGAGAAUGUAGUGAGACAUGUGAAAGGUAUUCUCAGGUCAGCUGAAAUACACUUGACCUGGACAGAUCUGGGACAUGUGAAAGAUAUUCUCUGGUCAGCUGAAAUACACUUGACCUGGACAGAUCUGAGACAUGUGAAAGGUAUUCUCAGGUCAGCUGAAAUACACUUGACCUGGACAGAUCUGGGACUUGUGAAAGGUAUUCUCAGGUCAGCUGAAAUUCACUUGACCUGGACAGAUCUGGGACAUGUGAAAGAUAUUCUCUGGUCAGCUGAAAUACACUUGACCUGGACAGAUCUGGGACAUGUGAAAGAUAUUCUCUGGUCAGCUGAAAUACACUUGACCUGGACAGAUCUGAGACAUGUGAAAGGUAUUCUCAGGUCAGCUGAAAUACACUUGACCUGGACAGAUCUGGGACAUGUGAAAGAUAUUCUCUGGUCAGCUGAAAUACACUUGACCUGGACAGAUCUGAGACAUGUGAAAGGUAUUCUCAGGUCAGCUGAAAUACACUUGACCUGGACAGAUCUGGGACAUGUGAAAGGUAUUCUCAGGUCAGCUGAAAUACACUUGACCUGGACAGAUCUGAGACAUGUGAAAGGUAUUCUCAGGUCAGCUGAAAUACACUUGACCUGGACAGAUCUGAGACAUGUGAAAGGUAUUCUCAGGUCAGCUGAAAUACACUUGACCUGGACAGAUCUGGGACAUGUGAAAGGUAUUCUCAGGUCAGCUGAAAUACACUUGACCUGGACAGAUCUGAGACAUGUGAAACAUAUUCUCUGGUCAGCUGAAAUACACUUGACCUGGACAGAUCUGGGACAUGUGAAACAUAUUCUCAGGUCAGCUGAAAUUCACUUGACCUGGACAGAUCUGGGACAUGUGAAACAUAUUCUCUGGUCAGCUGAAAUACACUUGACCUGGACAGAUCUGAGACAUGUGAAACGUAUUCUCAGGUCAGCUGAAAUACACUUGACCUGGACAGAUCUGAGACAUGUGAAAGGUAUUCUCAGGUCAGCUGAAAUACACUUGACCUGGACAGAUCUGAGACAUGUGAAAGGUAUUCUCUGGUCAGCUGAAUUUGAAAAGACCUCGAGAAAAUGAAUUGUAGAUUGAUCAGUGUCAUGUAGACUGCAGUAGGAAAUUGUGUGCAAGAUUUUCUUCAUCUGAAGUAAUGGAUUAAGUCACUAGAUAUACAAGGUUAGUCAGGCCACACACUGGGUCACAUGUUUUUAAGUGGUCAUUUGUAGGUCAUUUUCAAGGUCAGGGUAUCAUGACUCUAGACAGUGUUUCACCUUGUGUAGAGAACAAUAUCUCAAAGGAAUCAAAGUGUAUGAUAUCGAUAGCAGAAUGCUUUAUCAAUGUAGAUGUUUCCUCAAACUAAAUGUACCUGUUUAAGAGAUCAGAGCUAUUGCAUUGCUAUUUUGAUGUUAAAACAAUGUAAUAAACAAUUUUAAAUGACAAUAAAAUAAUCCUCUUAUAAA